AUCGCGUACCUCGUAUCAAAAUUAAAAAUUUUAGAAAAUUUUAGAUUCUUCUAACAUGACGAGUGGACUUGCAUCAAUUUUUGUGAUUUUUAUGAUAUGCUAUGUGACGUCAAUUCAUGGACAAACCGCUUCCUCUACAGUAGAACCUGCCGUUAAUGAAACUGACUCUAGAAGAACCAUUGAUGUUCAACUUGGUGAAGCUAAUUUAAAUUUGAAUGAGAGAAAACCAAUAGAUGAAACUAUUAUUCUUUAUGCGCUAAAGAGAAUAUUUCAAUUUUUUGGACCAAUCGGUACUUUCAUAGAACCAUUUCUAACUCCAAUAGUAAAGCUUAAAAUUAGACUUGUGAAAAGUCUACUACCAAUACUAUUUGGAUUCAUGGGAGUUGACGCAUCAUAGAAAACAUAAUUUGACGGAUUCUUGAAGAAAAUUUUUUUGGAAUAUGCAUUAUAUAAUAUUUAUUGUUUCACUAAUAUAUUUGUACUA
Chrysoperla carnea is the source of this 484-nucleotide messenger RNA. RefSeq lists its product as uncharacterized. The record is from RefSeq and is a predicted model, not a curated record. Lineage: Eukaryota; Metazoa; Arthropoda; Insecta; Neuroptera; Chrysopidae. The coding region runs from base 56 to 397 and encodes 113 amino acids. The transcript has 2 exons.